This is a messenger RNA of Diachasma alloeum, 1194 nucleotides long. RefSeq names its product 28S ribosomal protein S22, mitochondrial (gene mRpS22). The transcript is spliced from 3 exons. Gene Ontology annotation, cellular component: mitochondrial small ribosomal subunit. Gene Ontology annotation, molecular function: structural constituent of ribosome. The record is from RefSeq and is a predicted model, not a curated record. NCBI's taxonomy places the organism in Eukaryota, Metazoa, Arthropoda, Insecta, Hymenoptera, Braconidae. The coding region runs from base 108 to 1127 and encodes 339 amino acids.
CUGCGCUCAUGCCUUGAGGGAGGCGACACAUGGACUGAACCAUGUGUGGGCUGGACGGUGUGUGAGUGUGUAAUUUGCUCCAAAUUUCGUGAAGGGAGCUCUCGACAAUGUUUUCACGAAAUUCGCCGGUGAUUCUACGAAAGUGUAGAUUUAUGAAUGCUGGGAGGACCCGUUGGUUCAGUUCAGCAGCCACGAAAGCAGAAGAAGAUCCAGCUCCUUUAUUCUUCAACGAACAAAUCCAGAAGCUCCUGAGAACCCUCACACGUCCAGAUCCAAAGAGAGUCUUCAGAACCCGCAAGGAUGGCCACAAAAUUAAAGACCCAACGUAUAAAUUCAUGACGAAUGAAGAGCUCCAGGAGUCUCUGAAAAAAGCCCAGCAGAAUCUCGAAGAGAGGCUGCAAAUGCCCCCAGUUGUGAAGGAACGAGAGCCUAUCACAGACAUUUUGUCGAAAGAUCCUGCAAUUCAGGGGAGCGAGGAGUCUAAAUACGUUUUCACUGAUAUUACUUAUGGAGUGAGUGAUGUCAAUCGUUUGAUUGUUGUCAGAGAGCUAGAUGGCACGUUAAGGAAAGCUAAUUGGGAAGAGAGAUUCAGGAUGAAUCAAAUUUACUUCCCAAUGGAGGGGAGGGAAAUUUUCACACCGAAAAUGUUCCAAGAUGAUCAUCUUCAGGAAAUCCUGAAACGCAAAGACUACGAAUUCAUCCUGGACCGUGCCUGCAUUCAGUUCGAGCCAGAUGAUACUGAAUACCAACGGAUCGUCAAACUCGUCUACAACACAGUGGAUUCUGAAAAUGAAUACGAUAAACUGCGAUCUACUAGACACUAUGGGCCUUUUCUAUUCCAUUUAGUUCUGACGAAAAAUAUUGACAAUCUCCUCUACGAGAAUAUCACGAGAGAAUUCAUCGAGGAUGCAGCCCUUCUCGUCAAAUUAUUCCACAGGAUCCAUCAGACGCCUCAAUCUGAAGAAAUUUCAGAAACAGAAAACCACAUGGAUGUCAUCCAAAAAUACGUCGACUCCGAUUCAGCGACGAAAGGAAAAUUAACUUCUGCAAUAAAUGCAUACAAAGAGCUUGUGAAAACAAGGCAAAUUGUUGCAGAGGGUGUGAAGAAAGCCCAUGGGUUAGAUUGAUUCCAUAAUAUUGAUAAUAUUCAGUGAAAUUGUAUUAUUAAAGAAUAAAAUCAUGAUAAAAAAUAGA